Molecule: messenger RNA, 2245 nt
Organism: Brassica napus (rape)
Lineage: Eukaryota; Viridiplantae; Streptophyta; Magnoliopsida; Brassicales; Brassicaceae
Product: RING-H2 finger protein ATL78-like
Exons: 1
Coding region: 1420-2094 (224 amino acids)
Biological process (GO): protein ubiquitination
Molecular function (GO): transferase activity
Source: RefSeq, a predicted model, not a curated record
UCAGCUGAUCCACUUAAGUUACAUUUCUCUCAAGCCAUUUGGAGAGAUGCAGUAAACUGAUACAGCAUUAAAUCAUGCUCUAAACUUUAAUCUACUGACAUUUUACUCCUUCACUUAAUCACGUAGUAGGAAGAAUACCAAAUAAAGAAUGUCAACCAAAGAACGCACGAGUAUCACAUGGUAUUCCAAGCAACAUAAAGCAACAAAGGCAAAGUUAAUCACUUUCAGGAAGGGAUAAGAAAACAGUCCACUAUCUGUUAUAUGGAACCUCGUGGCACAUACAAAAGAAAAGACAAAUCAUUUUCAGAUAGGCUUACAGUCUUUAAGUAAUUUUCAGAGUGAUACUGGUGCCAAAAAGAUAGAUCUCCCCUGCUUUGCAACAUCAAUAUACAUAAAAUCUACCACUAACUAAUGCAUCACUUGGAAUCAGUGUCCCAAAAACACAUAAGAAUAUGCAUGAUUAACCCCGGUCUCUUAACUCAUGAUUUGACACUUUUUGUUUUGUUUUUUUUUUUUACACUUUUCGGCUAAGAAACGACUCUUAUAUUUUUUAUUUAAGAGACGGUUCUUAGCUUUUCUUAGUUAAAAUCUAAAAAAAGUUAAGAACCGUCUCUUAGCCGAAACUAAGAAUCUCAGUUAAGAGACUGGAGUUAAUUAUGGUCUAAGUAACAACCAACCAAGAAAAACAUAAUAACGAUGAAAGAAUAUGAGAUAAUUUUGUUAGAUCUAAUUCAAGAUAAUGUAUAGAUGGAUGUCACAAGCAUAACUUAGUUUGCAUCAAACAUACCAACAAAGAGUUUACCUAAACUCUUGGAUCACAUAGUCAUAGGUUUGAUUUCCGUUAGGAGAGAUCUGUUAUAUUAAGGAGAAUUAAUUUAGUAUAGUUUGUGCCUCAUCGUAGAAGAUGUACAAGAAUUAGGGUCUAGAACCUCAUAGUCAUUAAAAAAUUGUUUGCAUCAAACAUUUUUUGGCAUAAGAUAUACUAAAAACCAUAAUAUCUAAGACAGAACAGAGAAAGGUCAGUAUACACCCAACAGGUGUAUAUUUCAAUGCUACUUCAAAGAUUAGGGAAGCUUCAUGGCUGCUCCAGCUAAAGCUCAUGGGUCCCUAUGAGCAACUCUUGAGGAUUUGAUUUGCCAAAUUUACUGCCACAUGGGUCUACAAUUGCAGUAAAUGGUAAGAAGGGUCCAUUCUCAAUAAGAAAGCACACUAAGAUCAUACAAAUUCAGUGGAUAAUCCAUAUAACUAUAUAAGGUGCAGACUAAUAAAUAAAACAGUACACCAAAGGGCCUCUACUAAUUCAAAAGUUUUUUGAUUAAAACUAAUUUACAUUGUAUAUCAGAAAGUAUAUGAAACCUUUACCUUUCCACUAUAUAUAUAUAGAACCUGCAAUGCAACCUAGAAGAUCUAUCUUUUAUCAUGUCGACUGCAACUUUUUCUCCCACAAUCAAACCAAGUGUGCUCUUCCAAAAUAUUCUUGGAAACUUUUACUCAAGAAGACUACUACUUCAUACAUCUUCCCAACCACCUACCAUAGCAUCGCCCCCAUUUGCAGACACUCAAGAAGCUUCACUCUCUUAUGCCCACCAUAUGAGCUUUGAUACAAACGUUGUCAUGGUCCUAUCAGUUCUCUUCUUUGCACUAGUUUGCUCACUUGGACUACAUUCCAUCAUUAGAGUGGUGAUGAGGUACUCCAAUUUGUUAUCAUCCGAAGCUAGUAACGAGCUCGCAGUUCGCUUGGCCAACACAGGGGUCAAACGAAAAGCCUUGAAGAGUUUCCAGACGUUAAGUUACUCUACAGAGCUUAAGCUGCCUGGCCUAGGUACAGAGUGUGCCAUAUGUCUCUCGGAGUUUGUAUCCGGGGAGCGAGUCAAGCUACUGCCAAAGUGCCACCAUGGAUUCCAUGUCCGGUGUAUAGACAAAUGGCUAAGUUCACACUCUUCCUGUCCCACAUGCAGGCACUGCCUCAUUCAGACUAGCCAAAAGAUAUCUGGCUGCAGUGAGGCGUCCUCAUCACGUAAUCAACCACCAAAUGGCAUCAUUAGCGUGGAUAUAGCACCAUUAGGACCAGAAAGAUUGAUACUCGGUUUCUAAAUACAGUCCAAGUAGACUUGGGUGCAGUUAUGUUGUAAAACUUGAUAUAUAAAAUCAGGGUUUAUAUGUAGUUUCAUAUAGAUUCAAGAGAGCGUUCUCAUUUCCACUGUACAGUUUUAAAGAUUAUGUAUGACAUGUUGCUUUGUUCACU